UAGAAACUUUCAAAAUGGCGGCCGUCGAAGACGAAGUUGAUAAAGAUGGAGAAGACGUUACUUUCAAAUCACUGGUAAUAAGGGGUUAUAAUACACAUUUCUAGAUAAAGGCUCUCAAAUGAAACUUUUUAAUUUGGCCUUUGAUGUUUUCAUAAGGGAAUUGUCGAUGUUUUGUGUGAAGCCUGCCAACAAUUGGGAUGGAAGUCACCCACAAAGAUACAAAGAGAAGCCAUUCCAGUUGCUUUACAAGGUAGUUAUUGGUAAAAUUUGGCAAUAUUUCGAGAGUAUUUCAUAUUUUAUUGGGUAGAGAAUGCUUAUUAAUGAUAGGCAAUCUAAAUCGAGCCAUUAGGGUUGGGGACCUUGUCCUGGUGGUCUUUUUGUUUAUCACUUAAACUCUCAGAAGUGAUCAACAUGCUAUUUCUCCCUUUAACAUCCAUACAUUAUCCAGCAAACAGGUCUUGAGAAUACUCAAAUUUAUCAGGUAGAAUUUGUUAUCCUGAUCUAACACCAAAUUCUCACGACUAAUUUACAAGGAAAUGUGUGUCACCUAGGGAGGAGAAUCAGCAGUAAGGAUUAAACACCUUAUGUUGAUGGCUUAUCUCAGUAAAGAGGAAACACAUCAUAACUGUUGGAUAAUAAGAAAGGGACACACCAUGGGUAUAUGACAUGACACAUUCCAUUAGAUAAAAGAAUACACACUGGCCCCUCUUUUCAUUUUGUUGAAAGUGUCAACAUGGCCAUUAAUUUUUUCUUGCACUGAAAACUUGGCAGUGUUUUUGCAGUUUUUUGAUCCUUUAAUAUGCUUUGGAUUAUCUUAUACUUUUUCUUGCAGGCAAUGAUAUAAUUGGUUUAGCAGAAACAGGUUCUGGGAAGACAGGAGCAUUUGCUCUUCCAGUUCUUCAGAAGCUACUUGAAAAUCCGCAGAGAUUGUAUGCCCUUAUUCUAACACCAACAAGGUUUGAUUGUGUGUAUUCUUCAAAUCCAGUUUGUUUUUUUACUUCAUAUGCUCAGGUUAAAGUUUAGUAUAUGUGAAAUUAUGGAAAGAGAAUUUUUAAAGAUUGUUCAUUGUUUUCAUAUUUGUUUUAAUCAGCCAUAAUAAAAGUUUACUUAAUAGUCAUUAUUUUAUACUCUAUUCUUUGGCGUACUCAGAGAACUGGCAUUUCAGAUUUCUGAACAGUUUGAAGCCUUAGGUGCAAGUAUUGGAGUGAAGUGCGGUGAGUUUUUUAAUUUUUUAAUCUAAGAUUAGGUUUAUUUUGCUUUGCUUUGCUCUGUGAUUGGUCUCAAAAACUUGUACCACACUCUCAACCAAUUACAGAAUGAUGCAAAACUAGAACCAAUCAUGGCUUGGCCACCUGUGUUUUCCCAGGCUUUGGACAGUUUGCUUGGUUUUAGUUUAAGUUCUCAUGGGUUUUUACUGUUGUGGUAAUUUUCUCUCUUCUUCUUACUGGUUGUGGUCAUAACUGUGGUUUUGGUUUUGCUGCACUCAAUCAAAGAGCGCUGUAACAUUUGAGUUGAGUACCACAUGACUUUUGACCAUUUGAUAUCAUCAAGAUGUGGCUAAACUAUAUAUUACAAUUAUCUGCAGCUGUAAUAGUUGGGGGAAUUGAUAUGAUGUCACAGGCUCUGAUGUUGGCAAAAAAGCCUCACAUCAUAAUAGGUAAUGAAAAAAUACCUUAUUUAUAACUUUAUCUUAUCAAUAACCACUUGAAAUGCGUAUACAUGUAUGUCACUGAAACCUCUUUUAAAAAGUUAUUUAUAUGAUGAUGAUAUGAUGAUGUUCAGCCCUUUUCAGGCAGUAACUGGUAAAAUUUACAGCCUCUAAUACCUUUGUAACUGCCUGAAAUCACUUGGAAUUAUUGAAAAUUUUACCAAUAGAAGGAUUGCUGUGCAGGUUUAAAAAUUUAUUUCACUCGUCCUGCUUAAAAUAAGGGAGAACCCCUGCAUUAUCCUUUAAAAUGUCAGCAAACCAGAACUGUUUUCAUUUCUUGUUUAUCACCCCAACAGAUAAAUUGUCCUAUCAGAUUUGACAGAAAAUAGUGAAUAAGUUAAAACCAGAGAUAUCUAAUGUUCAAUUAUUAUGAUCUAUUUUUCAUCUACACUCUGUAUCUGUAUCUGUAACAAAUUGAUCUUAUUGUAAAUUUAUGUUUGUGACAUUUAUUUCCAAUAAGGGGAAGUAGGCACUGAAAAAUUUUUUAAUUUUUAGCCUCACCAGGAAGGCUUGUUGAUCAUCUAGAAAACACAAAAGGAUUCAAUUUAAGAACUCUGAAAUACCUGGUAAGUGAAUAAUGUCACAAUUACUCUAGUUACUUUUGAAACAAGUUUAUCCCCACAUAUACACCUGUACAAUGUUUUCCAAAUCUCUUUACCUUGUCACUGGGUCUACAAAUGAUCAGAAUACAAAUUAAAAAGGUAAUCUUUUGCUAAUUCUUUCACUUUUUAUUUAUAGAUAAUGGAUGAAGCUGAUAGGAUAUUAAAUCUUGAUUUCGAAAAAGAGGUAUGUGAAAGAAAUGAUAGAAAAUAAAUUGAUUUAAAAAUUAUCUUUAUUAGUACAACUUUGCAUGGGCUCUUAGAAACAGAAGAGAAACUUAUCUAGGAAUCUCUAUUUCUUUUUAUUUGUCAGUUUUUGUUGACAUGUAGUGUUGUAUGUAUUUGCUUGUUUUGUUCCCCAUGAAUUGAAUUUCAAGUCAGUUGGAGUAUUGAAAGAGGUUUUUUGCUUUCAAUAAGGAUAGUGCUUUCUUCUUUACGCAUUGUGUACAUAAACAAAUUUAAAAAAAUAGUUGGUAUUAGGGAGCUUAUGCAAACCAAAAACGUCAAUGGCAACAAGGAUAUGGCAGAACAGGAGAUGUAAUUGGCAAAACAAUAGCACAGCACAUGCAUUUAAGAACUUUGUACAUUCCCAAGCUAUUCUCUGCAAAGCAAAAUGGUAAACACACCAAAAUUUGGUGAUAAGUUUCCAGUUGGAACUCAUUGCUACUCACAUACCUCAAACACAUCCAGCCAUUCACAAAAUUCUAACUAGUACAAGUAUAGUUUCAGUUUUUUUUUUUAAUAACUCCCUUGGUAUUGUCGUCUUCACUGUAAGGUCUCUUACAAAACUGAGAGGAGGGAAGUAUCAUUAGGUUGAACAGAGAGUCUCACAUUUGCUGAACUUUAGGUGGACAAGAUAUUGAAGAUAAUUCCUAGAGAGAGAAGAACAUAUUUAUACUCUGCAACCAUGACAAAAAAGGUGACGGAUAUUCUAUAUUUCAUAGUAAUAAAAUACUAAUAGUUACCUGGGAGAAUAAUCAGCUGUCAUUUAUUUUGAAACACUGUACAAUAUGUUAUUUGUUUAUUUUGGAAGGGAGAGUAGAUCGCAGACAGAAAAGAAAAAAGAUUAUUUCAGACUGUCAUUAUAUUAAAUCAAAAGACAUUAGUUUUAUUUUUCUCCAACAGUAACAGUAAGGUAUAACAGUAAGCUAUAUUGGAAAAAUGCACAUCAGUGAAAAAAUUGAGACUGUAUAAUAGCAAUAUCACAUGCCCCAUAUACUGUGUUUUUAAAUCUGAUUCACCUGAAUUAUGUCACAGGUUCAAAAGCUUCAAAGAGCUUCUUUACAAAGUCCUGUUAAAGUUGAAGUUGCUACAAAGUAAGUGGUGUUCUUACCUGUUUGGUGCUCUCUGUGUGAUAACAAUGUAGCAAUUAUCAAGUAGGGUUGUGGGUUAGCCUCAGCUCACAGAAUUUCCUUCUCUUUUAAGAUACACCACUGUGGACAAGUUACAGCAGAGUUAUUUGUUUAUACCAAACAAAUUUAAGGUAAUGAAUGUGCUUUUGGCACUAUUGAUGAAUCCACUUUGGACAAAGAUUUGUAAUGAGGUGCCAUUGAUUCCUUUAAGACUUUGACCCCCGCCAGUGACCAGCACUUGAUUUCUCCUGCCCACUCCUGUCACCUAAUCUGAUUCUUUUUGAAAACACUGUCAGUUUUUGUGAGAUUAAUGCUGAAAUUCCUAUUUACGGGAAAUAUUCUGCUACCUGAUAAUUCUUCCUACUGUUAGUCCUGAUCGUCUUUGAAUGAGUGAUUUAUUUUUGUCCACAGGACUGUUAUCUUGUAUCUGUCCUCAAUGAACUGGCUGGAAACAGUUUCAUGGUGUUUUGUGGCACGUGUAACAAUGUGCAGAGGUAAAUAACCCUUUGACUCUAAGGGUGACAAGAAUCUAAUUUCUCCUUACAGUAUCACCCCAGAGUCACACUUUAAGGUCACAAUCAUAAAGGAAAUGUUUGCCUACAGAAAAAGCUCUUGAUUGCUUUACAAAUUCUCCUUGGCGGCACCUUGAGAAAUGUAGAGAGAACAGUAUGGAGAAUAUGCAUACUGAUGUUAAUGUGUAACUGUUUAAAAGCCAAAACUCUAGUCAGAUGCAGACAUCCAUGAUAAUUGUAUUUUGUUUUUAGAGUGACACUCAUGCUGAGAAAUCUCGGUCUCCAGGCUGUGCCUCUUCAUGGACAGAUGACUCAGGUAUCAAAGACAGUAACUGUAACAACUAACAAUAAAAAUAUUAAAUACACAUAUUUCAAACUUAGAAUAUACAAACUGUAGCAGGGGUUCAAUAGCUUUUUCCACACUUGGCUGCCCAUGUUGUAAUUGGCAGCUGUACCUGGAGAAGGACCGUAAGGCAAAAUCCUUGCUUGCAACCAAAUAUACGUUUGUUUCAGUUCUUAUAGGCGGUAGUAAAGUGUAGUCGCGUAUGCACGUACACAAGUGUAAGCAAGAAUACCAUAGUGAAACCCCCUUGUAGAUGUAGUCUAUUGGUAAUUUCUUUGCACACAAAGUGAUCAGCUUUUUUUUUUAUCUUCAGGAGAAACUCGGCUUUUCUUCAACUUGUAGCGUUGUUGUGCUUGGGGAAAAUAAAAUGAAAAUUCUUGCAAUUGCGUUACAUCUACCCUAUGUAUGGUAUUGGAGAUAAAUUAAAAUUCUUAAGAGAGGUCGAGUGACUGCAACUCACAAGUAUUUUGUUUUCUAUUUUCAGUCAAAAAGACUCGGCGCCCUGAACAAGUUCAAGUCCAAAGACCGCUCAAUUCUGAUCGCCACAGAUGUGGCUAGCAGGGGCCUGGACAUUCCACAUGUGGAUGUUGUUAUUAAUUUUGAUAUACCAACACAUUCCAAGGUACAAACAUGCAUACAAUGUAUAGAAACAGAAACUUCCACUUUCCUCGAAAACAUGCUCUUUGUUCCGAAAGGAAAAUGGUUUUCGGGGAAAAAUCUAAGUUUCGAGUCACAGAUAAUGUCCAAGGACAAAUAUUUAAGCCAUUUAUGAAGCUAAGUAGAGGCUAUCGUAUGUAUAAGUAGGAAACAACUUGUUACCUGCUCAUUCACGGGCUUCGAUAAAACCAGUUCAGCUUUUAACCGUUUAGUUAACUUCCAGAUGUUCCGAACCAACCUUUUAAGAAUUGUAUGGCAGACAGUAAGAUGAAUUACUAGUGAGAUCUUUGGAGUGAGAGGGCUAACCUUUCAAGUUUGCUACAUUGCUUACAAAUUUACAGAGAACAAUUUGCGGUAAUCUCUGGAAAAGUUGAAAUAUCAAACUUCGUGUACCCAUAUCCCUAACCUUGUUUCGUGUUGUAACUACUUAUUCCUUAGGUGUUUCUGAACGUUCUUGUUAACUAUCAUGUCAAGUUGACAACUAGGCUCUUCCCCUUAUUCAUUCUUGUUUCUUCUUCCUUAGGAUUAUAUUCAUCGAGUUGGACGAACAGCUAGAGCUGGGCGUUCUGGGCGCUCUAUUACCUUCGUUACUCAGUAAGUUUUUCUUCAAUUUCCGGCUUUAAUCGUCGCGGAUGGAUUGAAUCGUUUUUAGGCAUCUCAAACUGGUUUAGAUUGAGUUUCGUGACAAAUCGCAAUGUUAGCUACCAAGGUUUGGUUUUCCAUCAAAAUGUGACAAACAAGGAAACAUAAGUUUUUUAUUCAAAUUUAUUUUGUCUUCCUCUCACUUUCCACUCCAUGAUUAAUAGAGAUCUGAGUAGUUCUUGUUUUAUUUACAGGUAUGACGUGGAAUUAUACCAACGAAUCGAGCAGCUUAUAGGCAAAAAACUGCCUCUGUACCCCACAGUGGAGGAGGAAGUCAUGUUACUGAUGGAACGAGUUACAGAGGCACAGAGAUACGCUAAGAUGGUAAGAAUUCCCCCGCAUUUGACUCCAUACAUUCAAGUGUGCUUGUAUGUAACAUGCAUAUGUAGUUGAAAAAGUAGAUUCCAUGCUGCCGCGCUGUUGUUCAGUAAUAAAAUACAGAUGACGUCAAAAUUUGGUAGGAAUAAAAAGGUGAAACACCAGGCGGAGCCAAGGUCUUUACUUAAUAGAGAGAUUUAGCUUCGCGUUUCAGUGAAAUGUGAGCGGCAAGGGUGACCACGUGACCACGAUUUUCCCGUCAUUUUUUUCACGUUUGCUGCUUGCGCUUUGCUGUUUCUACGUGAGAGUAAGCUGUUUCGCGUUCGCUGUGUACAUACGAUUUUUUCCCGUUUUUCCCUCACAGAGUAGAAGUUAGUUACCGGAAAAAAAUUGGGCCAAAUCUAUUUCCCUUAGUUCAUACAAGGGAAGAUGAAGGUUCAUGUUAAAAAUCCUAUAAAUGCCGCACUUUUCGUCAGCAGCUGCAGGAACUCACGUCGAUUCAUGAGAAGGCUCCAUCGAAACUCGAUAAGUUGGAGCAAGAUACGCCUGACGAAGGGCUAACAAAGUUGACGUCAGUUUUUGAAACUUUCCACAGUGGCCAGUUUACAUUAUUAACUCAAUGAAAACUAAAUUACUCUGUUCUGAUAGCAGUCUGAGUAAAACCUGUAAAAUAUUCACACAUGUAACUUGUCGAUAAAAGAGUUAAAAUAGUUUCCUUGGGUAUACCGGCUGGGCACUAAAUUUCACCCUUUAAAGCCGGGUUGCUCAUGACAGUCCCAGAGUCAAUGGAUCCCCAACCAUUCCCCUACCGGCAAAUCUUGUCCACAUCCUCCCGAUUCUUCUUGUUUUUCUCCAACUAAGAUUCGUCUUAUUCCCAUUAGGAGCUCCGAGAGUUGCAAGAGAAAAAGAAGAGGCCCUUAGACGAAGGAGAGAACAGUCAAGAGAUCAGAAUGCCGAGCAAGAAAAAGAAAUUUGCUGCUGGCAAGAAAAAGGGAAAGAAAUUUAAAUAAACAAUAUUACCUACGCAUGUCAUCGUGCAUGGCUUCUUUGCAUUGAGAAUGCCGCUUUGCAUCCUACCAAUUUUUAAAAUUGUAAAAUUGUAGCUUUGAAGCCGUGGAAUCGUGAAGUUAUUGUUUCUUGAGAAAAUUCUACAAACGACUUCCCAUUAAUAACGUUGUGAGAGUCAUGAAAACAUCACCGUAAACUGCUACACUAACGUUGCAUAAAAUGUGAAAUUGAAUGACCUGAAAUCACAACAGCUUCAACAGUAAAAGGUAAAGACAUAUAUCUACAUUUGAAAUUUUUACUGUUUGUCGCAGAUGUGUAGUUUUUAUUGAUGAUACUACCCUUCAGCUAUACCUAGGCUUCUUGAAACUGUGAUUGUUUUUAAACCUAGUUAAUUGUCAUCCCUAUAAAAAAAAC
Pocillopora meandrina is the source of this 7553-nucleotide messenger RNA. The record is from the annotation of a GenBank genome assembly. NCBI's taxonomy places the organism in Eukaryota, Metazoa, Cnidaria, Anthozoa, Scleractinia, Pocilloporidae.